AUGGCAAGGCCUCUUGCUCCAAGCUUCUCCAUGGCCUCUCAUCAUUUGUUUCAACACCCAUCACAUUUUCUCUUCGCCCCCAUUGUAAUUUUCUCCAUGAUUUCUCUCUUAAUAUUUCUCUGUGCUUCCCACAAGAGUAAAAAAUCAAACGAGAAAAAGGAGGAAGCGAUCACAAACUCCGAGUCGAAAGAUGCAAAGUUCAUUGCCAAGUUAAACAGCAAGAUUAGUAGCAAAGCUCUGGCGAUGGCGAAGAUGGUUUCAUGGAGGAAGAUGGAGGCAGGAGAAGAAGAUCAAAAAGAUGAUGAUGAUGAUGAUCAUAGUGAUGAAGCAGUUUGGAGGAAAAGCAUAAUUAUGGGAGAACGUUGUACUCCACUGAAUGAUGAUGAUGAUGAUGAUGAUGAUGAUAGAGAUGAAGCAGUUUGGAGGAAAAGCAUAAUUAUGGGAGAACGUUGUGCUCCACUGAAUUUUUCUGGGAAAAUUGAUUAUGAUUCUGAAGGAAACCUGGUGCCCGAAUCGCCUGACCGAAAUCACUAA
Prunus armeniaca (apricot) is the source of this 534-nucleotide messenger RNA. Lineage: Eukaryota; Viridiplantae; Streptophyta; Magnoliopsida; Rosales; Rosaceae. The record is from the annotation of a GenBank genome assembly.